GACAGCAGACUCGCAGAGAACCGUCUUGGGGGUGACGACGCGUUUUCAAGCGAAAAAGAAACAAAAUUUCGGAAACUUUAAAUUGAAUUUGAGAAUAAACGAUUGUUGGAAUUUAGGAGGCCUUGUUUACUUCGCAACGAGGUCUUUCAAGUCGUAACUAAAGUGUUUUUAAAUUUCGCGCCGUUGACUCGCCUAGCUGGAUUAGCAGUUAGCAGCUUGUGUGAAAUCUUCAAAUAUUUGUUUUUAAAAUUAAUGUUUAAAAUGCAGAUAACUGACGUCGGAAACAAAGAGGAGGGGAAAGUUUGGCAACGAAAACCAGCGCCUGGCAACAGUGUGUUGGUGUCUGUGGUCCGCACUGUCCAGCAGGCCAAGACGGUGCAUUUCCUCCAUGUGGCCUUUGACACCACCGGAGGGUCCUUCCUGGCUGGAGAUCACCACGGCAACAUCUAUGUAUUUGAUAUCACAAGAAACAGGUUUCGUCUGGUGCAGAAGACAGGUCAAGCCUGCACUGCUCUGGCAUUCAGCCUGCACAGACCCACACAGUUCCUUGUAGCUUUGGCUGAUUACUCAAUUAAAUGUUUUGACACAGACACAAAGCAGCUGGUGAGUUUGAUGCGAGGUCACGACGGAGCAGUUCCAUCUAUCUCUAUGCACAGUUCAGGUCGCUGUGCCAUCACCACCUCUUCAGACACGGCCCAGGUCUGGGACCUGGACACCUUCCAAAGGAAGAGAAAGCUCAGCGUCAAACAGUCUGUUGGCAUACAGAAGGUGUUUUUCCUGCCUCUGAGUAACACGAUCCUCAGCUGUUUCAGCGACAAUUCUAUCUUUGCUUGGGAAAGCGACACACUGAUCUGCAAAUAUCAGCUCCCUGUGCCUGAACACGGACCCAGAAUCUGCUACAAAGCCUUUGCUGUCACCUGUGAUGGUAAGAACCUUGCUGCAGGUGGGCGUUCCAACCUGGUGCAGUUGUGGUGUCUGGACACCAAAAAGCUGAUCAGGGUGGUCCAGAUGCCCACGGAGGUGCGAACCGUCAGACAGCUGGACUUCCUGCCUGACAGUUUUGAUGGAGGAGCCAACCAGAUGCUGGGUGCGUUGAGCCAGGACGGCGUCAUGCGUUUCAUCAACGUUCACACCUGCGAGCUUCUCUUCCACAUUGGUUCCCAUGAAGAUGGCAUCACCACGGCGGCAGUCGGGCCUAAUGGACGACACGUUGUAGCCACCAUGGACAACGGCAGAAUCAACGUCUACAGUGUUGCGAGUCUCAUGCAGGAAAUAAACAAUUGUUCUAAAGUAGCAGACACCUCAGGUGCUGAUGCGAGCCAGGAUUUACCCAGCGUCCUGGUCAGGUCAGAGGUCGUUAAGAGACCAGUGAGGAGCUCAAGCAGGAAGUUACGUCGACCUGCUGCUGGGCGUGGAGCUGAGGAUAAAGAGUGGAACGAGCUGCCAGAUGGUCUGAACAAAGAGAGACUGGUUACUCUGCUCAAAGCUUUUGGAGAAUUUCCUGCUAAAUACAGGAUGUUUGUGUGGCAGUCUCUGCUCUGUCUCCCGGAGAAUUACGCAGCGUACAGCAGUCUGACGGAUAAAGGUCCACAUUCAGCCUUCCUCACGCUGCCAGAUAAAUAUCCCAUCAAAAGCUUCAAGCUGCAGAAGGGCCUGCAGAGGGUUUUAUCAGCCUUAGCCCAUUGGGCAGCCAUUCUUGGAGAGGUGGAGUAUCUUCCCCUGGUGGCCUUUCCUUUCGUCAAACUCUUCCCGAACAGUCCAUUGCUCUGCUUCGAGAUGGUGUCCACUGUCAUAGUGAACUGGUGCCAGCAUUGGUUUGAGUACUUCCCUAACCCUCCUCUGAACAUCCUGAGCAUGGCAGAAAAUGUCCUGGCUCAUCAUGAUGUGGAGCUUCUGCAGCACCUGGUCAACUGUGAAAUCACCUCACAGGUAGCAAAAAAAAACUGA
Messenger RNA from Thalassophryne amazonica, 1947 nucleotides. Its product is annotated as TBC1 domain family member 31-like. The record is from RefSeq and is a predicted model, not a curated record. NCBI's taxonomy places the organism in Eukaryota, Metazoa, Chordata, Actinopteri, Batrachoidiformes, Batrachoididae. Gene Ontology annotation, cellular component: centrosome. Bases 253 to 1947 code for a protein of 564 amino acids. Gene Ontology annotation, molecular function: protein binding. The transcript has 12 exons.